Molecule: messenger RNA, 643 nt
Organism: Leptidea sinapis
Lineage: Eukaryota; Metazoa; Arthropoda; Insecta; Lepidoptera; Pieridae
Gene: CPR67
Product: larval cuticle protein A2B-like
Exons: 2
Coding region: 30-542 (170 amino acids)
Cellular component (GO): extracellular matrix
Source: RefSeq, a predicted model, not a curated record
UUCCACAUCCUUUCGUCUCAUACCUCACAAUGGCUUUCAAGUUCGUUAUCCUCGCCUGCUUCGUUGCGGCUGCAAGUGCUGGGCUCCUGCCAGCUGCCCCCAUUGCGUACUCCGCUGGACCGGUAUACCAUGCCCCAACAGCGUACCACGCCGCCCCAGUAGCUGUCGCCAAGGUCGCCGCCGUCGAGGAGUACGACGCUCACCCUCAGUACAGCUUCGCCUACGACGUGCAGGACGGCCUCACCGGCGACUCCAAGAGCCAGCACGAGAGCCGCGACGGCGACGUGGUCCAAGGGUCCUACUCCGUGGUGGACCCCGACGGCACCAAGCGCACCGUGGACUACACCGCGGACCCACACAACGGUUUCAACGCCGUCGUUCACAGAGAACCCUUAGGUGUUAAAGCUGUUGCCCCAGUCGCUAAGAUUGCCCCACUCACAUACGCCGCUGCCCCAGUGGUCCACUCUGCCCCAGUCGUCCACGGAGCCCACUACGUCCACGCUGCGCCCGUCGCCUACUCCGCCCCAACCUACUACCACUAAAUACCAAAUAAUAAAAGUAGCUUUAAUACUUUGUUACCUUGUUGUAAUGUGGAGUAUUGUAUGUUUUUGUGUAAGAUACGAUUAAAUUAUUAUUUCCAUUA